AACUGAUUCUACAACUAAAUGAAAUCACCUGAAACCUCCUUUACUUGAUCUUACGUCCUCACAGAGACAAAGACGCUUCUGAAGGGACUGGCAUAUUAACAGGGCACAAUGUUUAAUUCGUUGUGGCUCAUUCUCAUAUUGGAUUUUGGAAAUGUACCUCCAGUCGAAUCGUUUCUGAGGUUGAUGAAUGGUAUUGGUUUUUGUUCUGGGCGAGUGGAGGUUCUUUAUAAUGGAACAUGGGGAACAGUGUGUGGUGAUUACUGGAAUCAAUCACAUGCUGCAGUGGUGUGUAGAGAGAUGGGCUGUGGGGAUGUGAUAGAGGCAAUGCCUGAAGCUUAUUUUGGAGAAGGUUCAGGACAAAUAUGGAUGGAUGAUGUAAAUUGCACUGGCACAGAGUCUUCACUGAUGGACUGUGAGACACUUGGAUGGGGAACACAUGAUUGUGAGCAUUCAGAAGACGCUGGAGUCAUAUGUGAAGACUUUAUUAGGUUGAUAAAUGGUCCUGACUCUUGUUCUGGACGAGUGGAGGUUCUUCAUGAUGGUCAGUGGGGAACAGUGUGUGAUGAUGGAUGGGAUCAAACCGAUGCUGCAGUGGUGUGUAAAGAACUGAAUUGUGGGAAUGUGAUUGAGGCAAAGAGUGCUGCUUAUUUUGGACCAGGUGUAGGACCAGUAUGGAUGGGUGAUGUACAGUGUACUGGGACUGAGGCUUCACUUGUGAACUGUACAUCAACAACAUGGGGAAUACAGAACUGUGAACAUUUAAAAGAUGCUGGAGUCACCUGUAACAACGUGAAGCUGGUCGAUGGUUCCAGAGAGUGUGAUGGAAGAGUUCAGAUUCUGUAUAAUGAGCAGUGGGGCGCAGUGUGUCACUCAGGCUGGGAUCUAGCAGAUGCUACAGUGUUGUGUCAAGAGCUUAACUGUGGAGACAUUGCUGAGCCAAAAGCAUAUGUGCAACCUUCAGAGCAAAUAUGGAUGGAUCAAGUGGCUUGUACAGGAAAUGAGUUGACAGUGCAGGACUGUCCUUUUACUGGUUGGGGUGUGAGCAGUUGUUUGGAUGGACUUCAUGCGGGAGUUUUUUGCCAAAAAACUGUAAGAAAAGUUUUGGUCAGGGUUGUGGUGAAGGCCGAGAGUGGAGUCAAUGUCAAUGAUCCAGAUAUCAAGAACAAGCUUUUGGAUAUGGUUGGGAAGGUGAUUGGAAGUAAAGGAAAGUAUACACAAUAUUGGAGAAUACAGCCUGAUGGGCAAGUUUUUCACAAACAGAGAACAGCCACAGGUCUUUUCUGAAUGACCAAAAAGGCAGAAAACCGACUCUAAUCCUAAUUAUAAUCAGAAUCAGAAUGAGCUUUAUUCACCAAGUGUGCACAAACAAACAAGGAUAAUUUUGUAGUUUCCAAGAGCUCUACAUAAAUACAACACAAG
Molecule: messenger RNA, 1419 nt
Organism: Carassius gibelio (silver crucian carp)
Lineage: Eukaryota; Metazoa; Chordata; Actinopteri; Cypriniformes; Cyprinidae
Product: soluble scavenger receptor cysteine-rich domain-containing protein SSC5D
Exons: 9
Coding region: 109-1284 (391 amino acids)
Cellular component (GO): membrane
Source: RefSeq, a predicted model, not a curated record